AUGCGUCUAACCAUACAUGAUAAAUAUCGGAAUCCAUUCCAUAUGAAAAGGAACCGCAAAAUUCGAUUAGCAUUGUUUCUUGCAAUAGUGAUAUCCCUAAACUUCCUAAUUUGGAAUCAAGAUACAUAUCUACAAUAUUCAAAUCUUAUAACAUAUCCAGAAGACACUACUAUAACAAUCCGACCCACGACUUUUACAAGUGAAUUUGACACUAGACUAGAAAAAACCCUUAGCAAGGAAGAUGUAAAAGGCGUAGCCAUUAUAACCCCCGAGGACUUCAAUACUAUUGAAUUACCUUCUGCAACGCGUGAUUAUCAACCAUUCGAUGCCCGGUUCACCCUUGGCGCAUUGUUGCAUUAUCUUGACCAAUCUGACAUAGAGGAACUACCUGGAUUCCACUGGGCAGAUUUCACAAGUAUGGAACCAUUGGAAAAGUAUCUUUUCAGUGUGAAGAUGUCUUGUUCUGAUUUUGAUAUCCGAACAAAAAACCAAGCCAGAAAUGCUAAAGAAGGUAGGAUGGAUCCAAAGAGCUACUGCGUUGAUGAUGCAGAUAUACCGAACUUAAUUGAAACUUCAAAAAAUGAGGAGCUAGUUAAAAAUUUGAAAUAUAUUCAAGCACAAAAGUAUUCAACCGGAUUUCACAUGUUUAAGGAUUGCCUUAGGCAAUCCUUUGAGUUUCGGCCCAUAAUAGGUAGAUCUUAUUUGUACGACUUUAUGCCACCACCACAGUCAUUAGUUCUUUUGUUCCCCGAAUUCAAGGCAUUCCAAAUUGAUAUAAACAAAGACAAUAAAUUGAAAUUGGUUCAGUAUUCUGCACUCCUGGAAAGAAUUAUAAACGUGAGGGAGAUUCUCAGUAAGUUUAUGAAGACUUUACCUAUGCAAGCUAACCCUGCGUCCCAGAGAAUAGAGCUAAGUCACGAGGAUUUUAUUGACAAAUCACCAGAAAUAAUAGAAAUCUUGCAAAAUUCUGAAGAACCAUUAUCACAAAGAGAUCAACUGUAUUUAAACGGAUUGAAGUUUUCCAAAGAAAUAAAAAUCCCCUACAAACAUUUCUCUGAAGCUAGGGUAAUCUCAACCCAAAGGGAUUUUUCCCUCGGUGCGCAUUAUGAUUGGAGAUUUUUUAACGGAGAUGUAAAAGGAACUGAUAAAAAUGACGUGACUCUUCACGCAUUAGUAAAGGUACUUUUCAAGUUGGCAAAUGCAUACAACCUUAGAUGCUGGAUUGUACAUGGAUCAUUAUUGUCCUGGUAUUGGAAUGGUUUGAGGUUCCCUUGGGAUAACGAUAUAGAUAUUUCAAUGCCAAUUGAUGACCUACAUAGGUUGACUAGACAAUUUAAUCAGAGUCUUAUUGUUGAUUUCGGUAAUGAUAUAGAUCUGCAAAUCCGUUAUGGGAGAUUCUUUUUGGAUUCGACAGCUUUUAUUAGCAGGAGAACCAGAGAGAAUGGAAACAAUAAUAUCGAUGCAAGAUUAAUUGACAUAGAUACUGGUAUGUAUAUUGACAUAACCGGGUUAGCAUUAACGGAUACUAAAGCUCCCGAACGUGAUGACUACUUACUAAAGGCAACAAAAUAUGAACGCGACUCUGAAAGAAACAUUCCAAAUAAGUCAAUUACCGAAUACGAUGUCAAUUCAUUCUUGCAAACUUAUAAUUGCAAGAAUAACCAUUUUUUCAGCUUAAAAGAAGUGAGUCCCUUACGGCUUUCUUUGUUUGAUGGAGAAUACAUGUAUGUCCCGAAUCAAGUAACUAAAGUUUUAAUGUCUGACUUUUCUCCGAUAUCGCUUGUUAAUAAAAAAUUUCAGGGAUAUACAUAUAUACCAAUAUUGCGACUUUGGUUGAAAACUCAUAUACUUGAUGAUUUCUUAUUUGAGAAUGCAAAGAAAACCAACAAGCAAAUCAAACAAAGAAUGCGGGUUAUAGAAUUAAAUGAGGAACAAUGCUUAGAAUUGUUAAAAUCAAACAGGGAUAUACUAGUGCAGUAUUUGAGAACUAAAAGGGUGACGGAAUACCACGACAACGAAAUUAGGAAAAUCAUUCAAGGUGAAUCCUCCGCAUCAUUAAAUUUCGAAGACGGAACCUUGAUAGAUAAUAGGGCAGAGCUUAGACCUGAUCUAUUCACCUGGAAUUCCCUAAAUGAAGCAAACAGCUAUGGCAAAGAUUGGGAACGUGUGAAUAACUUAAUUAAAGAAUAUGAAGAGAAUGGUAAACAAGUAGUGGAAGUCACGCUUGGGCGCGACGUAAUACCGUUAGAGAAGGAAAAACCCAACACUCCAGGUGAUAUUGGAAAGGUUCUAUUACAAGAUAAUUUAAGGAUCCCUGGUUAG
This is a messenger RNA of Hemisphaericaspora subhashii, 2322 nucleotides long. RefSeq lists its product as uncharacterized. The coding region runs from base 1 to 2322 and encodes 773 amino acids. The record is from RefSeq and is a predicted model, not a curated record. Lineage: Eukaryota; Fungi; Ascomycota; Pichiomycetes; Serinales; Debaryomycetaceae. The transcript has a single exon.